Molecule: messenger RNA, 2883 nt
Organism: Xiphias gladius (swordfish)
Lineage: Eukaryota; Metazoa; Chordata; Actinopteri; Istiophoriformes; Xiphiidae
Gene: notum1b
Product: notum, palmitoleoyl-protein carboxylesterase b
Exons: 11
Coding region: 335-1939 (534 amino acids)
Molecular function (GO): hydrolase activity
Source: RefSeq, a predicted model, not a curated record
GUUACUACAGCGAUUGAAGCUGGGCUGAGCGGCGGAUUUUGACGCGCGUAAUGACGCCUUCCCUGGACGAAGUGCAGACAGUGUUACGACUGACAUGACGAGGGAACUGCACGUGCACUUGGGGUGAACUGUAACCCGGCUGUCCAUCUCUCGAGGCACCAUGGAGAACUUUAACCUGCGUUCAUUCGGCGCACCUUGCGUGAGCGAUCGUUUCCGAGACGUGUCCGUGCGUUUCCGAAGAACUUCCCACCUCUCUGUCGUCUCCUAGGACAUGCUGCGUUUUAUUCAGACCGCUCGCACACACUCGAGAGACGCUUCCCAGUAACAAGUAGAAAUGCAGAGCCGCUGUGCAGUGAGGAGCUCGGCCGGUCUGUCCGCGGUGCGCUCCUGCCUGCUGCUCCUCUUCAUCCACAUGAGCGCACCGGUGGAGGCGCGGAGAGUGCGCGGCGGUCGGGCGCAAACUCGGCGGGUGCAGCAGCAGCAGCAGCACCACCAGCACCAGCAGCAGCAGCAGCAGCAGCAGCAGCAGGCUCCGGCGUACAGGGAGCGGGUGGAAGGGCCAGAGAGCUUCCCUUUAGACUUUACCGCCGUGGAGGGCAACAUGGACAACUUCAUGGUGCAGAUAAAGAACUUGGCGCAGUCACUGUACCCGUGCUCUGCGCAGAAACUGGACCAGGACAUGAAGUUGCACUUUCUGAGGAACGCGUCCGUGACUUGCAAUGACGGGUCACCUGCAGGGUACUACAUCAAGGAGUCCACAGGCAGCAAGAGGUGGCUGCUGUUCUUAGAGGGUGGAUGGUACUGUUUCAGCAGGGAGACCUGUGACAGCAGGUACGAGACAAUGAGGAGACUGAUGAGCUCCACCAAGUGGCCACAAACCAGAACAGGAACAGGAAUUCUGUCUCCUCAGCCAGAGGAAAACCCGCACUGGUGGAACGCCAACAUGGUGUUCAUCCCAUACUGCUCCAGUGAUGUGUGGAGCGGAGCCACCCCGAAGACAGAUCACAGUGACUAUGCGUUCAUGGGGUCUAUGAUCAUUAGGGAGGUGGUGAACGAGCUGCUGACAAAAGGUCUGGACAACGCCAAGGUUCUUCUUCUUGCAGGAAGCAGCGCGGGCGGUACAGGCGCCCUGCUGAACGUGGACUACGUUGCCGAGCAGCUGGAGUCAAAGGGCUACACAGGGGUGCAGGUCAGGGGCCUGGCGGACUCCGGGUGGUUCCUGGACAACAAACAGUACAAAUUCACAGACUGCCUGGAUACCAUCAGCUGUGCCCCCAGUGAGGCCAUAAAGAGAGGCAUCAGGUACUGGGGCGGACUAGUGCCAGAAAGCUGCAGACAGGCCCACGUUGGAGAGGAGUGGAACUGUUACUUUGGAUAUAAGGUCUACCCCACGUUAAAAAGCCCGGUGUUCGUGGUGCAGUGGCUGUUUGACGAGGCCCAGCUGACGGUCGACAACAUCCACCUGACGGGACAGCCCGUCCACGAGGGCCAGUGGAGGUACAUACAGAACCUGGGCCAGGAGCUGAGGAGCACGCUCCGUGAUGUACCGGCGAUGUUUGCUCCGGCCUGCUUGUCUCAUGAGCUCAUUACCAGAACUUACUGGAUGGACAUUCAGGUGAAAGGCACCUCCCUACCCAGAGCCCUCCACUGCUGGGACCGCAGCCUCCAAGACAACCUCCACGUCAACAGCAGCCACGGCAACCACAGCCACCAAAAGCACAACACCCCACCCAUAAGGGGUUGCCCUCUACAUUUGAUCGACAGCUGCCCGUGGCCUCACUGUAACCCCUCCUGCCCAACUAUUCGCGACCAGCUGACGGGACAGGAGAUGAGCGUGAUCCAGUUCCUGAAACACAUGGGCUUUGACGUGCAGAAGGUGGCUCAGCAGCAGGGGAUGGACCCCAGGAAGCUACUGGGCAUGCUCAGUAACGGGAACUGACAUUUUAGUGCAGUGUCAGUAAGUUCUGCAGGGACGAGAAAAGUGCUAAAAAAUAAUUGUAAGACAAGAGCAACAUGGAAACAAAACUCUAAUGAGAAACUGUCAGUUCUUCCAAACAACAAACAGAACUAACUCAGCAUUCGUAAAACUGAAAGACUCAAAAACACUGAGGUGCCUGUUACUGAGUCAAAUACAAUCAAACCUAAACGUCUGAACUGUUUAAACACAGCAAAUGAGGUCACAUGUUCCUUGUUCUAACAUACUGACAGAGGCAUAGUUAUGCUGUUAUUGUGAGGUGUACACAAAUACAAUGAAAGCUGGGUACAGUGUGUAUAAAUAUAGAUACAGUAAAUACUGUAUAUACUGUAUAAUGUGUAUGUAUGUAUCUAAAAUAGUCUUCAGAGUUUUGAUGGGAAAGCACAGACUGAAAACACCUCGCAGUUGGUUUUGUGGGGAUUUGGUGCUCCCUUCUGUCAACUCUAAAAAUCACAUUCAGAAAUCCAUCUACAGUGCUGCUGCUUCUACCCUCCACCAAAUAUGCUGCUUUUUCUCGUUUUGGAAAAAAAAUAAUUUAAUGGUUAAUAUUUACUAAUAAGAGGUACAAAGAUUAAAAUUAUAAUGCUAUUACUGUUCUUCAGGCUACUUUAUAGUGCUUGUAUAUUUAUUUUUCUACUGAAAUAUAUUUUAUAUGUCCUGUAGUUGCAUACAGUUAGUCAGUGUAACAAUGUUUCCAUUUACUUUUUACUUGCAUGAUUGUAAAAAAAUCCUGUAUGCUAAUAGUACAGAUCAUGUCCAUAUUGUUUUUCAGGCUGUGGAGUUUGUAACAAAUAUUUUCUUGUGCUGUAGUUGUGCCCACACUUUACAUAAGCACUAAUAAAUACUAAUACACACCGAUAUGAUAAAACAUAAUUUAAUUUAAAAAAGAAUGACAAUAGAAGGCAUCA